GCCUCCGGCGUCCGUCAAAACAAGCCCAGCUCUCACUUUGCGCGAACCCUCCCUCUCACUGACACCCUCGGAGCGAUUGAGCAUCUUCUUCUUUAGCAUCCAAAUGAACAUUUCUAAUGAAUCCGGCCUUUUUAAGGAGCGGCUAACGGUCGAUCUUCCGACGCCAGCCGCCAUCAGGGCCAUCAAUCUAGCGUCGGGGCAUAUCCGCGCACGAAACUUCAAUCGCCCCCCACCCGUUAAAAUCCCUUCACUUAAGUUGGUCGUUAAGUAUGGAGCCGACGUGGAAAUUGCGGAAGCUCGGACGCAGAUGAUGGUACGCGAACGAUUUCGCGGUCGAGUACCUGUCCCCGAGGUCUUUGCCUGGGCCGAGGAUGAGGGAUAGGGUUUUAUUUACAUGUCGCUGGUCGAGGGUGAGACCUUGCAAGAGAGGUGGGGGAACAUGAAUGAACUUGAGAGGCAGGCCAUCUGUGCAGAGCUGAAGUUGAUGGCAAAGGCAUGGAGGACCUUGAAGCAAGAUGGGCAGCAGCCGUAUAUCGGCGGUCCCGACAGACAACCUCUGAAUGACAUCUUUUUGGCAUCCCGUCCGGAACUCUCUGGGCUGUUCCAAGGUGUCGACGCUGUCCAGGAGUUUCAAGAAGCCUGCGGUAUCGCCAUCGGUGCUGAGGCGUCCAUUGUGUUCACUUACGAUGAUCUAGUCCCGCCAAACAUCCUGCUGUCGCCAGGGCCCAACCCAAAAGUGGAGGCGGUUAUUGAUUGGGCCCAGGCGGGGUGGUAUCCCUCGUACUGGGAGUAUUGCAAGGCUCGGCGAGUGAGACUGGACCCGGAGUGCAUCAGCGAUGCCAUGCAGGAGGAAUGGCGAGACAAGUAUCUGCCCAUGAUUCUUGAUCCCGUGGAUGACGAAACUUACUACCAUCCGUGGCUGUAUUUCGUCCUUUCAAAGGGAAUCUGACUAUAUGACAUGGCAGCCAUGAAGUUUGAUUGCUAGUGAGAGUUGUACUGCUAG
Molecule: messenger RNA, 1003 nt
Organism: Gaeumannomyces tritici R3-111a-1
Lineage: Eukaryota; Fungi; Ascomycota; Sordariomycetes; Magnaporthales; Magnaporthaceae
Exons: 2
Coding region: 395-949 (184 amino acids)
Source: RefSeq, a predicted model, not a curated record